CAGAUAGCUGAAAUGCUCGCCCACACAUUGACCAAAGAAAAAAGAAACAAACAUUACUAGUCCUCUGACGCGUUCCCACAGAGGGUAUCCACACCAUGGCAAGCGACGCGAUGUCAACCCAGAAGUUCAUGCAGGUUCGGGUUGUAUGAUGCGUCAUCGGACUAGGCACGCUCCGAUGCCUACACCCGUGCUUUCAUGGCGUCGUAGAGCAUCUUGAAUGGGUGAAGCUGCUAGACUACUACCAUCUAAACACUGAUACUUCCCGCCAUGCGUACGCGCCUCUAGCACGUCUCCGGCAUCCGUCAGUCUCGCCAUGAAGUGUUGAUGAUCGCGUCUAGGGCUCUCGCCAAGACUUGCACGGUACCGGGAGACGGCUAUCUCAAAAGCUCCUUAUUCACUACCCCGGGUGGCUCCACUCAUGGCCGCCGUCCAUGCUCAACCCACGAGUGCACACGAUGCCAACGACCAGGCUCUAUGGCCUCAAGCCCCCGUGCAGCUCCAAAGAGGGCGGCAGCCAAAGGACUCACAGGCCAAGAUCGUGUCCUUUGGCCCUGUGCGCUCCCUCGACCAAUUCGAGACGUCGUUGCGCGAAUACUUGAGGAGUCCUCCCAAGGAGCCUGAGCACACCGAGGCCCAAUUCGCCUUCGAUAUCGACACGUCCUUCGUAGUCCCGUCGGCGACUAAGCAGACCCCGUCGCAGCAGCCUCAGCAGGCAACUCAGCCGCAGCCACCGCCACCGCAACGACAACAACAACCCCACCUCGCACAUCAAUACAGCCAUGCAUCACCCGGCUACCAGUCAUCGCAUUUCCCCGCGCAGUACCAGUCCCUCUCGGACCCAUCUGUCGCGCUGGGGCACAACUAUGCCGAGUCUAUCGAACCCAACAAUGGCGCGCCCAAGACGGCGGAGCAGAAAGUCGCAUUGAGCGUCAGGGAGGCUUUGCAGCCAACGCCGGAUCCCAAGGAGAAGAUGCGCAAGCAGAGGGCGGUGGCCAAGUGCUGCGUGGACACGAUACAGCGGAUCGACGGAUACCGCUACAGCUUCCAUAACUGCUGGAACAGCAGGGAGGACGACAGCUUCCGCUUCUCCUACUACUGCAACGACUCGCUGCUCAACAAGGAUCGCGCUGCCAACGGCAAGGGCGCCAAGCUGGGAAAGCGUGCCACGAAACCUGUCUACGACUGCAAAGGCGUCUUGUCCAUCAAGUUCUCGGCCACCAAACAGACGCUCGACGUCUUCUACAAGCAUGUGCCCAUACACAAGACAUACGAAGAGCGUGCCCCGCCGCCACGGAAGGACUCGAAACGGCGCAAGUAUCUUGAGGAGAACGAUCCAGAGGCGCUGGCCAGGCUCGCAAGCCGCUCGAGGCAGCUCAGCAGCGAAGACCCCGACACGCCCAGGGUGUUGAAGAAGAAGCGGUCCGACCCUCCACCAGAGCCCCCGAGGCCCUUCAACACAAUCGAGAGCGAUUUGAGGCAACAGAGUCUGCGUUCGUUGUUGGAGCUGAUCCAGCCACCUGCAGAUUCACAGCAUACAAUCAUCGAAACUCCACCACCACCUCCUCCCCCGCCUCCGCCUCCACAAAGACCCCACCCUGGACCACGCCCUACACUACAUGUCGAAACGCAAUCCAUAGCAGCACCACAGCGAAAGCGACCGAGAAACAGCUGCGACGUCUGCAAGACAAAGAAGACCAAGUGCGAUGGUGCAAGACCUACCUGUUCAACCUGUAACGACAAGAAACGGGUGUGCUUCUACUCUGAGCCAGCCAACGGCGAGGAUCAGCGCCCACCUACAGAUACCCCUGAACCCUCACGUCGGUCUGCGAACAAUGGCAUGUCCGAGCUCGAGAUGCUGAAGAAAGAGCUUGAGGAAGCAAAGGCCAAGAUACGAGAGUUUGAGACGGAGAAGCGAGCUUCCACUACUCCUGUUCAGACGCCGCAGAUAGUACCGCGGCCUCGAUCGCAGCAAUCCAAGGCCCAGCAGCAGCCGCCGCCGCAAUCACACUCGCAGCCAACACCACAACCACAACAGGUGCAUAUGCAGCAGCAGCCACAGCAGAUACAGGUCCCACCACAGUCACGCCAUCGGCCACAUGCCGCUCAGGCACAGGCCUUGCCUCAUGCUUCUCAGCAGCUGCAGCGUCAACAAUCCAUACCAAACCACCGCCAACAACUACAACAACUCAACCAGGGCCUCCCUCAUGGCAUAAGAAGCCCACAGCAGCAACUGGCCUACAAGAUAGGUAGUCAAUCACCCCAACAACGCCUACCGAACGCACCGCAACAACCGCAGCAGACGCAGCCACAGCAGAUUGGGCCCCCGCAACAAUCUCUGACACCGCAACAACAGUUUCAAGCGGCAGCAGCGCAGCAGAUGCAGACUACGCAGCUCCAAACACACCAAAACUACUUUACCGCCAACCACUCCAACCACUCUCCGUACGGCGCCCUCCACCGACCCAUGUCGCAGAACACGUUGCCAGUCAACACCAUGGCCGCUCAGCCCAUGGUGGCGCAGAAUAGCGUUUCGGCACAGCCAAAUGCACACCUACCGCAGACGCAACCUCAACAGCCACCCGCACCUACCAUUGAUACGAACAACGGGUUUGGGCGCGGCGACUUUGCAUGGGCACCGAAUGGAUACUACGGGUACCAUAGCACUGGAACGACGCAGCAACAACAACAAAACCAACAGCAGAAUCAACAACAGCAGCAGCAGCAGCAGGACCAGUGGACCGCAGCAAGGGGGCCAGGUGUGUUCAGAUGAGCACCGCACAGCCUAUUUCUUGACAUCAAAGGCGGCUGAUUACUAUUUUACGAGACAAAUAUUGCUGUUACCUUAGCGAGUUAUCAUGAUCUAGCAAGUUUGGCGUUGAGCAGGAUAUAUACACAUACCAGAUACCCAGGAUAUACGAAUAUGAAUGAAGGAAUGAUCAUCCACUGCAUGAGACUUGUCGAGCAAAACCAGA
Molecule: messenger RNA, 2972 nt
Organism: Alternaria rosae
Lineage: Eukaryota; Fungi; Ascomycota; Dothideomycetes; Pleosporales; Pleosporaceae
Exons: 2
Coding region: 419-2770 (783 amino acids)
Biological process (GO): regulation of DNA-templated transcription
Molecular function (GO): DNA-binding transcription factor activity, RNA polymerase II-specific; zinc ion binding
Source: RefSeq, a predicted model, not a curated record